Fibroporia radiculosa is the source of this 432-nucleotide messenger RNA. RefSeq lists its product as uncharacterized. The transcript has 2 exons. The record is from RefSeq and is a predicted model, not a curated record. Lineage: Eukaryota; Fungi; Basidiomycota; Agaricomycetes; Polyporales; Fibroporiaceae. The coding region runs from base 1 to 432 and encodes 143 amino acids.
AUGUCCAACAACAACAGUGGAGCAGUAAACAAGCCUAAACAAUUUGAAGGAGAUAAAGGAAAGAGCAAGGAAUUCCUGGAUGAGUUAUACCUGUACUUUGCGGGUAACCCCAACAAGAUCCAGACUGAUAAAGAUAAGGUUCAAUGCACCCUUUCAUAUAUCAAGGGACCUGCCCAAUUCUUUGUCCACACAAUCAUCACUGAUGCCAAAGAACCCAUAUCUGAUUCUGAAGAUGCACCUCUCAAAGGAUUACCCAGCUGGGCUAAUUUCAGGAAGUCUUUUAUUCAAACCUUUGGAGUCGAGGACAACACUCAGGCAGCACUAAACGAGAUCAGCAAAUGCACCUGGGCCAGCGGAUUAAACAAAUUAGGGCAAAUUCGAGAACUCCAGCACCUCAUUCCCCCUGCUCUGUUAAUCAAGAUUGCUGCUUAA